Molecule: messenger RNA, 1077 nt
Organism: Rotaria sp. Silwood1
Lineage: Eukaryota; Metazoa; Rotifera; Eurotatoria; Philodinida; Philodinidae
Source: the annotation of a GenBank genome assembly
AUGGCGAAAUAUUCAAAUCAACAUUCUGAUUGCAUAUCAACUGUACAAUUAUGUCCAUUUGGUGAAGAUCAAUGGAACCGUAUAGUGACUUAUUCACCGAUGUAUUUUAAUUGGACCGAUUUUUUAAUGAUGAAUCGUAAACAAAUGUGUAAACAUACACCAAGAAAACGAGCUUUAAUAUGUCCAAUGGAUAUGAAAGCUGUUAAAUUAGAAGAUCAAUUAUUACUUAAUGAGCUUCAUGCGAUACAACGAGCAGCUAUUAUGCCAUCUGUGACAAGAUUUUCAGAAAAAAAUUCAUAUGAUUCAAAAUAUCUCGAUGAAGAACAUAGUCAACGACCAACAUCACCUACAGAUGAAUAUCAAAGAUCAUCAGAUUUUUUUCAUCAAACAAGAGAAUCACCGACACUUCGUUGUAAUUAUGGUGAAACAUCAUUCUCACAUCAACAAUAUACUAGCAAACAUUCUCUAGUACAACCUAAGAUCACGAAUAAUGGACCAAUAAAAGCAUUAUCUAAAAUUAAUUUUGGUUCAAAACCUCAAGCUUCUCUAAGUGUUCAACUUCGACAAUCAACUAUAGCUCGUGAAAAUGCCCUUGCUACUGCAGCUGAUCAUCGAAGUAUAACUCCAUUAUCAAUGUCUUCAUCAAAACGAGCUGCUGGUGGUAGUGCUCAUUCAAGUCGUCGCAAUUAUCAACAACAUCGAUUACCAUAUCCCCUAACACCACCACCUACUGAAACAUAUAUUAUUGGUGGUUUAUAUGAACAAUCAGCAUCUGAUACAUCGUCAACAAUGAAAAAACCAUUUAUGAGAACUACGAAUACGAGUCGUUCAACAGUACAUAUGAUUAAAACAAAAACUGAUCGUGCACGAGAAAAACAACAUAUUGAAUUAAAAACAAUGUUAGUUAAACCAUGUAGACAAUUGAUAACAAGUGAUAGUACAUUAGAAGAAACAAUUCCAAAUUCCAUUGAAACGAUGCGUAAAUUAGGUGGAUCAAUAAGUGCAUUUGAAAGAAAUUUACGAUAUACUUACCACAGACAAUUAAAUCAAUUUAGAAAUAAUUUGAAAAAAUGUUAA